Volvox carteri f. nagariensis is the source of this 4755-nucleotide messenger RNA. RefSeq lists its product as uncharacterized. The record is from RefSeq and is a predicted model, not a curated record. NCBI's taxonomy places the organism in Eukaryota, Viridiplantae, Chlorophyta, Chlorophyceae, Chlamydomonadales, Volvocaceae. The transcript is spliced from 24 exons. Bases 1 to 4755 code for a protein of 1584 amino acids.
AUGACUGUUUUUGUAGGACCCGGUCGACCUCCCGUCGCUCGUGGCGAAUCCAUAACCGCCAAACUGGUUUUUUUGGAGGGCGCUCUCAAGCACGAACAAAAGCGCAUGAAACAUGUGCUGCAAGUGAUGGAUGACGAGACCCAGAAGCGAGAGCAACAGGCCCAGAAAGUCCCACAGGAGCGGUUGCCUGACUUCAUCCUGAACACAGACUUUCGGGCCUAUGAGCGGCGGCGGACGGAAGAACAGGCGGAUGCGGAGGGCGCAGGCGCCCAGCAGCAACAGCAGCAGCAAAAGGACUUUUCACUGCUGGCGAAGGACCCCGAGUUGCGGCGGAAGAUGAUGGAGCAGCGCAAGAAGAUGCUCGAGUACGGUAAACGUGUCAACGUGGUGAAGGGCGCUCCAGGCAUCAAGCCGCUCAACCUACCCGCCAUUAAGUCCAAAGUAGCCGCCACAUGGAAGCCUGAAGAACACGGCAACCACGCGGAUGAAGAGGACGGAGGUAGUGAGGCGAACCUGUGGGCGUCCCCCCAGCCCGCCGAGUGGCGCCUGAGGACGCACCAGGCACGGCGGCGGCUGUUCCUGCUGGUGGGAGCCAUAGCCAGGUGGCAGCUGGCUAUGUCCCGCAGACCGGGGCCCAAGCGCUUGCCCCGGGUUAAUUCCUUCAGCUACUUCAUACCGCAGGAGUCUGCCGUCGAGCCCGGCCUGGAGCGCGUUCCCCCUGUGGACCUGUCACCGCCGCAUUAUCAUCGCAAGAAACAACAGCCGCAGCAGCCAGCUGUCGAGGCGCUGGCAGAAGUCCCCGAGCGGCUACGCCAGGGCCGCGGCCCGCCACGGCGAGGCGUAUCUGACAGCGGCUGCCCGGCAACGGCCGCCGCGGCGGCUGCUGCUGUCGCAGCAGUCGACGGUGAAGCAGCGGCCGCAGUCGCAGCUGGCGGAGGCGGCGAUGAAGCCAGACCCAAGCGGAAGCCAGAGCUCCGGAAAUCUUCGUCGGGCAAGUGCUCCUCCUCCUCGCUUCCCGAAGCCCUCAUCCCGGGCCACACGUCGGACGUGGAGGCCUACGGGCCGCCGCGCCGUCCCUGCAGCGGCCGAAUAGCAUCCACACGCCUGCCCGCUAUCGGCAGCGGUCGCAUGUCGGCGUCCGGCACAGGGGCAUCUGACGUCAACAGUCCGCAGCUGGUGCCUCGGCAGCCUCGCGGCAAGCUGGGCCGCAUCCCCUCCGGCGGGCCCCGCCCGGGCGGCGGCCGGACCCGUCGCCAGUCGGAUAGCUCCGUGGCCAUGGCAGCGGCGGCUGCGGCGGGUACGGCCCUGCCGGCGACCCUUGCGGCAGGAGCGGCGACCACCAUCGCACCCGCCAGCCCCGCGGCGGUCAUUCAGCGCCGUGGGUCGGCAGCCGUUGGCGUCCGCAGCGGUGCUGGCUGGGGGUCACGGGGCUCUGAUUGCGGAUCCAUGCAGCGACAACGAGAGCUCAGUGAUGCCGGCGCCGCUGCCGUUGCUGCUGGCGGCGGUGGCGGCCCGCUGCCCGUUGGAGCUCGCGUGUCGAUGUCAGGGGGCAUGCCUGGCGCAACAGGCUCCCCACGCCGUAGCGUUACGGGGCAGCUGCUCGCGCUGAUGAGCGCUGGCAGUGCGCCCCCGGAUUCUCCCAGCUGUAGCGGCGGAGGCGGCGGCAGUGGAGGCGGCGCCGGAUCGAAUGGGGGCUUCUUACCGCGCAUUUCAAGCUCGAACGGUGUGAGCGGCGGCGGUGCCGGCGGGCAGGUGCCGUCACCAAAGCCCAUGACGGUGGCACAAGCUCGCCGUCUGGCCCUUCUUGCGGAGGCUGGCGCCCUAGUGAGCGGCGAGGAUGCGGCGGGGCGGGGCAACGUGGCCGCUGCAUCCUCACCCUCACGGCUUGGGCCCCUGAAGCUGGGGAACAGCGGCAGCGGCACCCCGUUGGGCAGCGGCGCCUCGCGCUCCCCCGACAAGGCCGCCAGCAUUGCGGCAGCCGCUGCCGCCCUCGCCUGCGCGGGAGGUGGCGCCAGUGGCGGCAGCAUCCUGGACGCACUGUGCCAGGCCCGUGACAGCACGGGAGCCCCAUCCACCACCACGGCCUCUCCGCUGGCGUUACCACUGGCGGCUGGGGGCAUGAGGGAGCUGCGGGAGGCGAUGGCGCUCGCCAAUGGUGGUGGAGGACUGCCCCCGGGGGCCCCCCUAAGUCCCAUGGCGAGCCCAGUCGCCCUCUCCUCCACCUCCUCGGACCCCCCGUCCAACAACUCCAGCGGCGGCGGCGCCACCUCUAGCAUCCUCUCAAGUACGACGUCAACCACGAUAUCAUCAUCAUCAGCCGCUACCGCAGCAACCACCAUCACCACAGCCACGAGCAUCGCCACCACGACAUCCUCCACCUCCUCCGCAGUAGCCGCCGCUGCCGCCGCCGCUGCCGUGUGUACUGCUGCGGGGCCCGCCUCAGCCGCCGGUCUGCCGCCGCUCCCACCGAGUAAGCCACCACUGGGGCCCGCGGGCUGUAAUGUACAGCCCGCCACCGCUGCGGCGGCAGCAGCGGCGGCGCUUCCACCUCCUCCGCCUUCUCCGCCGUUGUUGUUGGACCCAGAGGCCUCCGCCCGGCUGUCCAAGGCACAACAGCUCAUGGGGAUGUACGCUAACCGUGAGCGAUUCUGUGCAUCUGACGCAUGGGUGCCGUACAAGGUGACGGUGCUGCGCAUGCUCAAAGCAGGCGCAAUGGCGGUGCACAUUGAUGCCUGCGCGGAUGCCGUACAGCUGCCGGACGGGACGAGCAUGGAUGUCUGGACUAGCGACCCAUGGAACCUGGCACAGCGGCUUCGACCCGGGAGUUUGCCCCUGUCGGAGCGCAUCGAGGGGGUGUCUCUGGGCGCCCGGGUGCUGCAGCAGCUGGUGCUGGCGGUGGAGUCCCUGGCGGGUCGAGAUGCGGUGCCCAAACUGACGGUGGUUCUAGCCAUUAAUGACGACCAGCGCAACGCAGUGGUGGCGGACAUCAUACGAACCAGGUCCUACGGGUUGAAGCCCGAGAACCUCAUCCUGACGGCGCAACGGAAGCGCUGCGGCUACCGGUACGACCGGGAUGCACAGGCGUUCCUAGAGGACCCCUCCACGCCGGCGCAGGUCCUGGGGAGCGGCUACUCGCUGUGCCAGCUAGCCUGGCUGGGUGAUGCCUUCUCAGUGACUCGGGAGGGGGAGCUGGCCAUGCUGAUGGCCCGCACGCUGCUCGAGCGGUUCGCGGAGCAGCGGGUGGAGUGGCUGCAUCUGGCCUUUAGCUUGUAUGCUGCGGACCGUCACGGCGGAAAUAUGGUAGUGCAGGCCGCGCCCGCCGCCUCUCUCACCAUCCCACGCGCCUACGACUCCACGUUGCUCACGAUCAAGACCCCGCCGGGCAGCGCGGGCGCCACUGGCCUUGUCCCCACACGUGUCGUCUCCGUCGCCGCCAGCGCCGCGGGCGUGGAGAGCAGCGGCAGCGCCAAUGCGGUUGUUGUGGACCUACGUGCCGCGGAGCUCAGCAGUCCGGUGAUGGUCGAGGUGUUGGCCGGAGUCCGGAAGCAAGCGGGGCACGAUGGCUGGGUGGGCCUGCAGCGCUACCUCCUGCAUGUACCUACAUUACAUGCCAUGCUUAACACGCUGGGCAUCUUCCGGCCCAAGCUGUUCAUGGCGGGGGAUGUGGCCCGACUGUCUUUGGACGCCGCCGACAUUACCGCCGACCGCCGGUUGGCGUGUGUGGCGGUGCAUGCCCGGAACAGUCCAGCGAUCCUUACCAGCCCGAACGAGGUGGAUGACCUCAUCCCGCUGCUGCUGGCCCAGGACCACUCAGCCGCCUUCAGGGACAUCAUCGCCGCCUCCAGCGACAUGGCCAGUUUAGCGGACGCCGCCGCUGCCGCUGGCGGCGGUGGUGGCGACGGCGCCCGGCCCGCCAUGGUACUGAUGACGACCAAGCCCGGCAUCCGCAUCCUGCUGUAUAUUGCGGCUAAUGAAGUCACUCAGCUGGCGGUGAACCUUGUGCUGCUAAUGGCGAGGCCUGGCCGCGAUGUCGUGCACCUGGUAACGGUUGUUCACAACAGCCUACAGAUGCCCUCAGGGCAGGCGCUGUUGCUCAAAUACCUCAAACAGAUUUCAAACGCCAUGAUCGAGGCGCACUCUGAGGUCCUUGUGAAGGGCGUCAAUGGAUUGCUGGAGGUGAUGGAAGGCGCUGCCUCCCGCCUGGCUCCAAACCUGGUGGUAAUGGCCUCAGCAGCCCUGACCAUGACCAACCUUAACACAGCCUCUGUCAUGGGCUCCGUCACAUUGUCUGUGCUGAAGCGGCUCACCUUGCCGGUAGCGGUGGCCACCAGCAACUGCAAGAACUUGGUGCUCACGCAGAGACGUACUGCGCUUCGCUGCAUGGUGCUGGUGGACCCCACUUCGAGGCCCGCACUCAACUUUCUGUGCUCCUCCUGCAUGGAGCCCAUGCGCGGCGAUAAGCUGGUGCUGGCCGGCCACCACCCCACCCGGCAAAUGACCACACAGCAGCAGCAGAUGCAGCGCCGUCUCAUUGACAACUUUGGCGACAUCUCGUCAAGCCACCGCUUCCACACACCCACCAAGCUCCAAUUAGACGGCCCUGUGGAUAAGGCCCUCAUCGCCGCCGCGGAGGACGAGGCCGUACAUCUAGUCGGGCUGCAGGUCCCAUUGGGAACCAAGGGCGUACCGGGCCAUGUACUUGGGCUCAUCCGUUCAUGCCGGGCCGGAGUGAUGGUGUUUAGGGACACUGCAUGA